AUGUCACAAAAUCAGAACUCUCGACCUUUUCCCACCACCACCAAGCCCCCUCAACAAUCGCAGCAACCAAAGAAAACCAUUUCAGCAGCUGAAUCCCUACUGAAAAUCUCCAAAUCCUCGAAUACCUCACUCCCGCUCGAGUACAUCAAGUACAUGGACACUCGUCCCGACGGUGGCGCUCCCUUGAACGCCGCCUUCAAUUCCUCCAACAACUUUCGGUCGGCCGGUAGCGACUACAACACACUCCAUCAUGAUCAGAAGAAGUUCUACAUGAGAGUUAUCGGCGAUAUUGCCAAAGCGGACCGCUCGGACCUGAUCGAACCCCUGCUAUUGUUCAUGCCUACGGGCUGGCGGACGCGCCAUGUGCCACUUCCGAACAAGGGUCAGGAGUACAUUUUACAGUCUCCUGAUUUUAAGUGCAGGAUGAUUGGAAGGUUUCCUGACCCCGGGGCUCCCGCGAUCGAGUGGGAUGAUUGGAUCGAGGAGUGUGAAGACGAGUAG
This is a messenger RNA of Zasmidium cellare ATCC 36951, 501 nucleotides long. RefSeq lists its product as uncharacterized. The coding region runs from base 1 to 501 and encodes 166 amino acids. Lineage: Eukaryota; Fungi; Ascomycota; Dothideomycetes; Mycosphaerellales; Mycosphaerellaceae. The record is from RefSeq and is a predicted model, not a curated record. The transcript has a single exon.